AUGCACCAAAUAGCUGUCUUAGGAUGCGGUAUCAUCGGAAUGACUACUGCAAUGCGAUUGCAGGAACGAUUUCCCGGCUUAAAAAUAACAAUCAUUACGAAAGAAACGAGUCCGAACACUACCAGCGACAUUGCUGCAGGAUAUUGGGCUCCUUUCUCACUGCAAAACACUCCGGAAGGGAAGAUUCUACGAUGGUCGUCUGUCACAUACCAGCAGCUGUUAAAAUGGUGGAAAGAAGGUAGAGCAGCAGAAUUAGGAAUCUGUCUUCUACCAGGUUCAUAUUACACGGAAGAGAAGAAUUUCCAAAUUCCAUCUUGGCUAGAGACCACCUUAGGUUACGAGAAACUACCUGCAAAAUGUUUAGAACAUCUGAGUCGAAAAUACGGCUUGAAAUUAACAAACGGGUACACUUUCACUAGUUUCACUUGGGAAAGCUCGAUCGCUUUGCCCCGUUUACAAAAACAAUUCAUCAAAAACGGCGGGACGAUCGUGAAAAGAGAAGUUAAAUCGUUGAAGGAAUUGGACCAAUUCGAUGCGAUUAUUAAUUGCACCGGUUGGGGUGCUAAAGUUUUGGUCGGUGACGAUAAAAUGAUUCCCAUAAGAGGACAAGUAGAAAAGAUCGAAGCACCGUGGCAAUUCCACGUUAAAAUAGUGGACAGUCCUCGCAAAUUGGGAUAUGUUAUCCCGAAUACUAGGCAUUGCGUAUUGGGUGGUACAGCUAUCGUUACCGACGACACAAGCGUUAAUGAAGAGCAGAAAUUAAACAUAAGAAAGAAUUGUGCCGAAAUAGCCCCGUCUUUGAGCAACGCCAGAACUAAAAGAUAUUUAGUGGGUUUGCGUCCGGGCCGGGAGGAAGUUCGUUUGCAAGUUCAAACUAACGUUAACAACAAGCCGCCUAUAAUCAUACAUAAUUACGGGCACGGAGGCGCCGGAAUAACUUUAUCCAUAGGAUGCGCGGACGAAGUCGCUGAAUUAGUAAAAGAUUUGCUCGGCUUACCGGCCAGCAAAUUGUAA
Phyllotreta striolata is the source of this 1014-nucleotide messenger RNA. Lineage: Eukaryota; Metazoa; Arthropoda; Insecta; Coleoptera; Chrysomelidae. The record is from the annotation of a GenBank genome assembly.